AUGAGUGUACUGGCGAAAUUUACGGAGAAGUUCAACGCUGUUAACGAUGUUUAUCUGUCGCUUUUGGCAGAUAUUGACUCUAGCGAGACGAACUUGCGCAUUGCGCUGUUUUUCAUAGCAUUCAACCCCACUUUUUGGAACAUCGUUGCCAGACUAGAAUACAAGACUCAUUUCAUCACUAAGAUUGCAGGUUCUGCUAAACGCGGGUGCUACCUGCUGGCGUUCACCAUUUUUUCUUUAGGACUCGUGAGAGAUUUUUAUUUCCACCGCGCAUUGGAUUUCCAGCCGACUUCUACUCUGCUGGACUCUGACGCCGUGAGAGCGGCCGGGAUCGCCUGUCUCGCCACGGGCCAAGUGCUCGUCGUCACGUCCAUGUACCAAUUGGGCGUCACCGGCACGUAUCUGGGCGACUAUUUCGGAAUUCUCAUGGACAACAUUGUUACUGCGUUCCCCUUCAACGUUUCAGCCAACCCAAUGUACCAGGGCUCCACUUUGUCAUUCCUCGGUACCUCGCUGCUGUACGGAAAGGCAGCAGGGCUUUUCGCCACGGUUAUGGUCAAUUUAAUGUACACGCUUGCGCUUAAAUUCGAAGAGCCCUUCACAGCGGCAAUUUAUGCCAAGCGCGAUGCUGAAAAGGCUAAAAAGUCAUCUUAA
This is a messenger RNA of Lachancea mirantina, 654 nucleotides long. The record is from the annotation of a GenBank genome assembly. Lineage: Eukaryota; Fungi; Ascomycota; Saccharomycetes; Saccharomycetales; Saccharomycetaceae.